Messenger RNA from Abrus precatorius (Indian licorice), 779 nucleotides. RefSeq lists its product as uncharacterized. NCBI's taxonomy places the organism in Eukaryota, Viridiplantae, Streptophyta, Magnoliopsida, Fabales, Fabaceae. Bases 93 to 380 code for a protein of 95 amino acids. The record is from RefSeq and is a predicted model, not a curated record. The transcript is spliced from 2 exons.
UUCUAAUCGGCGUAUUUAUGUAGAGAAAAGUGAGGAAAAUCCAUGGAAGUGUAAACGCGGAGAGAGAGAGAGAGAGAGAGAGAGAGAGAGAGAUGGUGUUGAACAGUAUGGUGGUGCUGACGGUGGCGCGUGUGUCGGCGGAAGCGUGGCAGUGGGCGUCAUGCAUUGGGAAUAGGGAAAGUGCGUUGAGCAGCGAGCAGAUGUUGGAUCUGAUUUGCUGUUUCCCUUUCCAUCAACUGAGUAGAUUCGCUCUCUGUCUCUGCUCCUUCUUCUGCCUCCCUCAACCCGAUUCCUACUAUCCCUAUUCCUAUUUCCCUUCUUCUGACUCUGACGAUUCCGAUGAUUCUUCCGAUUACUACUACCACUCCCAUUCCGACUGAACUCACUCUCUACUCGAUUCUUCGAAAGAAUUUCCCUGCUAAUUAUCUUCAUGAAAUGAUGUAAUGGUAGACUUUGUGUUGUAAGACAAACAUGAGAUCCUCAAUUACAGUCUCUGGUUUCUCUUUCAGUAUGACGAAAGCGUCUUUGCAGAAUGACACCGAAGACUUCAGUAGUGUUUAAGCUGCCUCCGUUGUAUAAAAGCAUCUUUUUAACACUUAGAUUAUUGUGGUUGAUUGAUUGAUAUCUUCACAAUUUAUAUCAUUGUAAAGAGUGAUUUGUGAGUGGUAAUAUAGUUUUAAACUGCCCCUGAAAGGGAGCGUUGUGAUAUAAGUUACUUCAGAACAGAACUUUGUAUUGUAUAUGUAUAUACCUUCGAUCAUCACAUAGAUUUCUGAGAA